AGCUCCAAAGUGGAGUUUGUCCUGGCUGGGGUGACCCCGCGGGGCAACGCCUCCCGAUUCAUGCUAGAGGUGGCCACGGUGGAGGAGACGGGGGUGGCACAGAAGCUGCGCUCGGCGCGCUCCAUCGAUGACGAGUACACUCCCACCAUCUUUGAGAUGCUCUCCCUGGUAGCCCAGUCCCGAAACGACAGCUCCGCGCUCAGCUUCCUGCAGUGGAAGGGGCCCGUGCCCACCGUCAUCCGCGCCUCCUUUGGGGAGGACGUAGGCAGUGCCUACACCGUCAGCGCCGUCAAUAUCUCUUUUGGGGGAGAGGACGGGAAGGUUUACCAGGAGAAGCGCUACCUGAGCUGGUCGGCACUGCUGGGCUUCGGGCAGCCCCCCAGGGACACCUUUUCCCCCCUUGUCAUCUCCAUCAUGGCCGUGGCGCUGGGCACGCCCAUGGUGAUGCUCCUGGUGGGCAGCCUUGUGGUCCUCUUUGCCCAGAGGAAACGCUACUCGGAGUAUGAGCCCAUCAACUGA
Molecule: messenger RNA, 519 nt
Organism: Apaloderma vittatum (bar-tailed trogon)
Lineage: Eukaryota; Metazoa; Chordata; Aves; Trogoniformes; Trogonidae
Gene: GLMP
Product: chromosome unknown open reading frame, human C1orf85
Exons: 4
Cellular component (GO): lysosome
Source: RefSeq, a predicted model, not a curated record